AUGACUCGCCAGCACGACCCAGGCCGAAGAGAUUUGGGUGCCGCACCACGUUACCACCCCGCAGCUUGGCACGGCAGCUACUGCGACCGGCGGACGCGCAGACCCGCCGUGGCCGCCGCGCUGGCGGGAGGCAGAAGACGCGGCCGCCGGCGGGCGCACCCCGUGACCCGCCCAACUCCGAGACUCGCAGCCGUGCUUCUAGAGCGGCACGCGGCCGCGGGCAAUGGCCCGGCUCUCCUGCUAGACGCCCGCGGGCCACGGAGACGGAAGGGCAACGCUGCCCCGCGGCCUCGCCCGACGCCCCGUGGCGCGCGGUCGGCCGUGCUGCUUUCAGGGAAAGGGAAGUCCGGGUCCGCGGGAGCCCCGGGGACACCUUUCCAGGACCACGCUCCACGGGAUUUGGGGCUCGCGCGCAGCCGGCCGAAGGAGCGUACGAAAUCCGCGGCCCGUGCACGCAGUUCCCGAGCGCGCGGGGCACAGCGAGCGAGCCCGGAGUGCGUGGCCUGCCGUCCCCAGGGCCUCGGAAGAGGAGGCUGCCCGGGCGCGGCUCCAGAGUCCCGGCGGCGGCUCAGGUGCCGCGCCGCCCGGGGAGCCUUUUCGCAGACCGAGGAGGCGCGAGUGCCUGUCGCUGGUCGGGAGCAGCCCGAGCCGCGGAGAGAAGGCCCGGCUCGUGCGGAGCCUCCCCGGCAGCGCUCGCGGGGGCCCAAGCGCAGCCACAAACCCCACCGGAGGCCGGCGGGCUCGGCGCCGCCACCGAUGCGCGCGCUCGCUGCGUGCGCGCUCCUGGGCCGCGGAGGCGCGGGCGUCGGGGCCGAGGGGCUCGCGACCCCUGGGCGCCGCGGUGCGUGCUUGGUGCGGGGCCGGGGCCUCUCGGUGCUCCCGGGGCCGUUCCGGCAGCUGCGCGCCCAGGCUCCGUGCCGACGCGCGGCCGCAGAGCGCGCGGUUCUGGCUGCCGCACUUUGUCACCUGGGCCGCCGAAGCGCUCCCCGCACGUCAGAGGGCACGGGGGGCGGCGGAGGCUCGUGCCCCAUCCCCUAGACGUGGGCGCGACUCCGCCGGCUGGCUGCCCCGCAGUCUGCCCGCCCGCGUGCUUGCCCCUCGGUGGCCUCCGCGCCCGGGCUGUCCCCGGCCUGGCUGCAGUCCCAGUCCCAGCGCGGUGCUCGCUCGCGGCGCGGGCACGUGGUUCGAGCUCCGGCAGGCUGCUGGCGGGGUCCACCGUCAGGAAGCAGACCCUUGCCCUGGAGAGCAGGUAAAGCCGGGACGUGCCUGACGCCGAGCGCGGGCGCCUUUGUCCCGGAGUGCUGUGAGGAUGUUCAGUGUGGGGGCGCGACAGCCAGCGACCCCGCGGGAGCUGGUGGGGUCCGGAGUGUCUCGCGUGGCCUGUGGCUUCUGCGGUGGGGGAGGGGGCAAGGCCGGCGGCGGAAGGCGCCCCUCGGUCCGGCGCAGUCACCGGGAGGCACUCGUCUUGGCAGGACCCUCUGCCCUGGCGGUUCUCGCGGGUGCUGACGUGGGGCCUCCGCUCCCACCCCCGCCCAUCCCAGUGUGAAAUUCCACGGUCUUGCUGCCUUCUCCCUGGCCGUCCGCUCCGGUCACGCGCCUUGCGCAGAUCCUGGCAAACGCCCUUCAAACCUGUCCUCCCGCCGGCACUGCUGGGUCCCCGCUAGUGGGCCAGCUCCGACGCAGCCGUGGGGGUGUUGGCUUGGGGACUGAGGGUCCAGAAACAGAGAGCAAGACCAGGAGUGCACCUGCUGAGUGAAUGUCCCCUCAGACUUGCACCCUCCCUCCAGUACUCAUUGAGGCUGUAGGACAAGGGGUCAGAUCUUUGCUUGUGGAGCCCGAGCGGACAGCUUUCAUCAGGGGGAACAGGUUUGUGGGAGUGGGAUCUGCCCUUUUGAACUUUUCAGCCUUGUCAGAGUGGACUUCUGCUGGGCCCUGAAGGCAGCUUGAGCUGACCAAGCUCAGGCUUGGGCCAGGAACAUGAGCUUGGUGCUGCCAGCCUGGCUUCCCACCCUCUGGGCGCCCAGCCCUGGCCCAUGGAGGGUGGGGUGCAGGGAGGUGUUGAGGGAUCCUAUGAUGGGAGGGAAUAGGGGGUGGCUGCAGUAGAAAGAUGUCUUUCCGGGGUGUCCUUGGGGGAACCUGGUGGUGUGUUGCUUACUGAGAGGCUGCUGACACUUGGCUAGCUCAUGGUCUUCUUGGAAGUACGGGUCAGCAGCAGAAUCAGAGCGUCGACCGGAGCUUUACCUGUGAAGGCUAUGAAAGUGGAUCUCACACCCUGUGUAUCCCACAGCCCCGUCAUACCCCUGAGGGUCCCACAGCCCCGUCACACCCCUGAGGGUCCCACAGCCCCAUCAUACCCCUGAGGGUCCCACAUAGCCCAUCACACCCCUGAGGGUCCCACACAGCCUGUCACACCCCUGAGGGUCCCACAUAGCCCAUCACACCCCUGAGAGUCCCACACACCCGUCACACCCCUGAGGGUCCCACAGCCCCAUCACACCCCUGAGGGUCCCACAGACGCAGUCACCCAUUUUUGGAAGUGUCCGGCUUGGGGCUGGCGCCAUGGCAUAGUGAGUAAAGCUGCAGCUUGUGUUGCCCACAGGGGCAUGGUUCGAAUCCUGGCUGUUCUAACCUAGCUC
This is a messenger RNA of Ochotona curzoniae (black-lipped pika), 2636 nucleotides long. RefSeq names its product serine/arginine repetitive matrix protein 1-like. Lineage: Eukaryota; Metazoa; Chordata; Mammalia; Lagomorpha; Ochotonidae. The transcript is spliced from 5 exons. The record is from RefSeq and is a predicted model, not a curated record. The coding region runs from base 1 to 1038 and encodes 345 amino acids.